CUAACGUUGAACCUGCAGCGCUUGCAAAAUGGGUCCAUCAAGCCCCACCUUGGCCAAACAAAACCCUCAAAUCUCAAUUUUUCAUCGCUGUCUGAUUCGAUUUUAAACGCACCAAAAUCAUCCACCGUCGUAUCAUAUCCGUUUAUCAAUAUAGCCUCUGUUUUUUUUUUCCACGACAGCGUGGUCAAGAAGAUCAACGUCUCAAAAUUUUGAGUUUUUCCCGCCCAAAGCAAAACGAGACAACACAACAACCUUGUUGUAAUAUAAAUCCAAACGACACAACAUCAUAAUCAUUCAGUUUCACACACAUUUCACAUAUCUUCUCAAGUUCUUUUCAAUUCAAAAUCAAGAUAUGGAAGAACCCGUCAUGGAACAACAACCCUCCGCUGCUGCCUCUGGGAACACUGCCAGACCCAGGCUUCAGAAGUACGCACUCCGAUCUGCCAAUAAGUUGAAGGAAGAGAAGUCAGAAACUCCCAAUUGCUCCAUUCCUACUUCUGAAACCAUGAGGGGGAGAAGUGUAGGUGCUUCAAGUGUAAGUAAAAGUGUGAGUGUUCUUGAUUUUUCUGGCAAGGACAAGUCUGGUAGUGCCAAGCCACCCAGAAGGCUCUCAAUUCCUGCCAAAACACCAGCCACUUCAAGACCCAAGCUGGGUGGCAACAGUACCCCAAUCACUGAGACUAGAACUGGGAGGAGUGCUUUUGGUCAAGGCAGAAGCAAAACACCAAUUUCAGACAUUUCCAAGACAUCUUCACGAACCAAGUUAAAUCUCCUAACUUCGGCUUCGUAUUGGUUAAACCAGAUCAAGCUCUCUGAAUCCGCGGCCAAGCACUCAAUUUCACUUGGCUUCUUCAAACUAGCUUUGGAGGCAGGAUGUGAGCCUCUCGGGCCAAUGCAAGAAGGGCUAAAAUCAUAUGUGGGCAGACAUCAGCUUGAUGGUCUUGAAGAAACUGUGAAAGCAUUGUUUGAGAGCUAUAACAUCUCAGAAACAAUGGAGCAGUGGCAGGUGUCUGAGACUAUUUCACAUGUGCCAGAAGAGGGAACUCGGUCUUCCGAUGAUGAUGUGCGUAGCUCUUCUUCUACCAUGGGGACUAGAAAACUGAAACCAAAGUGCUUAAACACUGAUUCUACUCAACUCACACCUUCGACAGAGUCAGCAAAGAAGGAGACAAGUCAAAAGAGUAAUCCUGGAUCCAGGUUGAGAGGGAAUCUCAGCACAAACACCACAACUCCAAGGCCUGCUCUAGACAACAGGAAUAAUAGGUUGGUUAAAAAAUCUGAGAAGCCAAGCAAGCAAGAACCAAAUAAGGAAAAGGGCAUGAUAAAGAGGCAGGGAAAGAAAUCUGAUGUUAAAGAAGUUAGCACUCCAAAGGGAGGCAAAGAAAAUAUGGAAGCUCGGACCACUGAAGAAAACAGCGUGACAGAAGUGGUGUAAACAAUCUCAUGUGCUUGUAUUUCUGAAAUUCUGAUUCCCCAACUUUGAAGUUUGCCUAGGGGGUGUUCUCUGUGUGGAGCGUGCUUUUGUAUAUUGUAUAGGCUGCAUUUCUCUUUGCUUGGUCACUUGGCAUAUUGUGUUUGUGUCCUUUUAUUAUACAAUUGCUAAUCAAACCAUACUGUAUUGAAUGUUAUUGUUUGUCUAUAAAUGAUUCCAUACUAUUUGUGAAGGCAAAAGAUUUAAUUCGACAUAAAACUUUAUUUUCUUCUGUAUUA
Glycine soja is the source of this 1710-nucleotide messenger RNA. RefSeq lists its product as uncharacterized. The coding region runs from base 353 to 1435 and encodes 360 amino acids. The record is from RefSeq and is a predicted model, not a curated record. NCBI's taxonomy places the organism in Eukaryota, Viridiplantae, Streptophyta, Magnoliopsida, Fabales, Fabaceae. The transcript is spliced from 6 exons.